AUGGGCGACCUCAACCGCCGCAAGGGCAUGAUCCUCGACAGCAGCCAGCAGGCUGAGGACGCGGUGCUCCAGGCCCUGGUGCCCCUGGCCGGCAUGUUUGGCUACAGCACAGUGCUGCGCAGCAACACGCAGGGCAAGGGCGAGUACACGAUGGAGUACAGUCACCACGCGCCGGUGACUAAGGACAUGCAGGACGAGCUGACCGCGCACUACCAGAAAGCGCGCGCGGCCGGCAAGUGA
Molecule: messenger RNA, 240 nt
Organism: Monoraphidium neglectum
Lineage: Eukaryota; Viridiplantae; Chlorophyta; Chlorophyceae; Sphaeropleales; Selenastraceae
Product: putative elongation factor G
Exons: 2
Coding region: 1-240 (79 amino acids)
Molecular function (GO): GTPase activity; translation elongation factor activity
Source: RefSeq, a predicted model, not a curated record